Molecule: messenger RNA, 2532 nt
Organism: Cladophialophora carrionii CBS 160.54
Lineage: Eukaryota; Fungi; Ascomycota; Eurotiomycetes; Chaetothyriales; Herpotrichiellaceae
Exons: 2
Coding region: 1-2532 (843 amino acids)
Biological process (GO): proteolysis
Cellular component (GO): cytoplasm
Molecular function (GO): calcium-dependent cysteine-type endopeptidase activity
Source: RefSeq, a predicted model, not a curated record
AUGAGCCCUCGACCACCCUUUGUUCGUGAUGGCCACCCGGACCGUGCCCCCCGGGUUAUAUACCAAGAUGGUGACUGUGAUGAGUCCGCCAGCAUCGACUUCGAGAUGAAGCGCAAAAGAACUGCCUCGGCCAACGCGGGAAGUGAUAAUGCACAGGCACGCCAGGCACACAAUGAUAUCGACAUCACAGCACAUCCAACCGGCAAUGAACCGGCCGUGCCCAAGGACGGCUUGGUCCUGGGAGGUGGUCAAACGAUCAAGCUCAUGCUGGUGCCCGACAAGCCGCCGGCUCCCCCACCACCCCCUGCAAAGGAGAAGAAGCCGCACCCUCAAGCCAAGAUGAAGAAAUUCUGGAAGAACUUCGAUCCCGAGUACACCGGGAAGGUUACUCGGGUUCUUCCCGACCGCAUCACCGAAAAGGAUCUCAGCGCCGUCACCCUCGUCGGCGAAAUUGCUCACAAGGCCAUCAAGUCAUACGAGGACGCCAAAGAAGCCUGCAUUCGCGAUGUGAAACGGAUAAUCAAGGAAUGUCGAGCCGCAAACCAGAAGUACACCGAUUCGCAUUGGGAUAUCGAAAGGGAUCUCAAAAUCACGCGGAUCAGGGAUUGCCUGGACGGCCUGGUCAUCGACGACGACGACAAGGAGCACCCUGCUGAUGCAAAACGGGUCACGGACAUUUUUGACGAGCCAAAAUUCUAUGUGAACGGAGCCUCAUACGACGACAUUCUGCAAGGAUCGGCCGGAGACUGCUGGUUCCUCGCUGCCAUUUCUGCUCUCGGCUGCAACCAGGAGUUCAUCGACCGUGUCUGCGUCAUUCAAGACCAGGCUGUCGGAGUCUACGGUUUCGUCUUCCAUCGAGACGGUGAAUGGCACCAGUGCAUCAUCGACGACAAGCUGUACCUUCGGGCUCCUGCAUACGAUGAGAGCGGAGACGUCGUCCUGACCCAAUAUGGAAUACGUCGACCCGACCAGGAGGAUCAAUAUCAGGAACUCUUCCAGCGCGGCUCCAAGUCCCUGUACUUCGCCCAAUGCCGCGAUCAGAAUGAGACCUGGGUCAGUCUCCUCGAGAAAGCCUACGCCAAGGCCCAUGGCGACUAUGCCUCCAUUUCUGGUGGUCAGACAGGAGAAGCCAUCGAGGACCUUACCGGCGGAGUCACGACGGAAAUCUACACAACCAACAUCCUCGACCCCGAGGCGUUCUGGAAAGACGAGCUCAGCCGCAUUGGCAAAGAUUUCGUGUUCUCUUGCGCUGCUGCACGCUGGCGUGAAUGGCGCCCUUAUCUCGUCGCGAACGAAAAGGUCCGCGAGGAACGCCGUUCCGGCAUCGUCAGUCAACACGCCUAUGCAGUCCUGGACGUGUACGAGGGUCACGGCCAGCGACUGGUCAAGAUUCGCAAUCCCUGGGGUCGCAAAGAAUGGACGGGCGCCUGGAGCGAUGGCUCGAAGGAGUGGACGGCCGAGUGGUUGACCAGGCUGAGCCACCAAUUCGGCGACGACGGCAUCUUCUGGAUGACCUAUAAGGACAUGCUCUGCAAGUACAAGUACAUCGACCGGACGCGCAUCUUCGGCCCCGACUGGCACGUCGCGCAGCAGUGGAUGUCCGUGCAAGUGCCCUGGAGCACGCUCGACUACCAGACCAACCACUUUUCCAUCGACGUACCGGAAGACACCGAUGCCGUGAUUGUGCUCUCGCAGCUCGACGACCGCUACUUCAAAGGCCUGCAGGGCAAGUAUAACUUCACGAUGCAGUUCCGGGUGCAGAAGGACGACGACGACGAAGAGGAGUAUCUCUCACGAAGCAAGCUCAACUAUGAGCUUGUGCGGUCGGUGAACGUGGAACUCCACCUAACCAAAGGCACGUAUACCGUGCUCAUCAAGGUCGAGGCUCAGGCCACCAGCCGUGGCGAGGUCGAGGACGUCAUCAGGAAGAACAUCCACCGCCGCGACAAGAUCACGCAGAUCGGCAAGCUCUACGACCUAGCCCAUCAAAAGGGCCAGCUGCCCAUCGCGUCAUCCACGUCAGGGUCAGGGGUGUCCUCGGCCUCGGCGUCUGGCACCUCCACCCCUGUGCCUGGCGGUGUCCGCACCCCUGCCUCAGCAGCGUCUUCCACCGCUUCUGUGUCUGAAGCAGCGAAGAAAGACGAAGACGACAUCGAGAAGGACCCGAACCGCAACCCGUGGAACGCGAGCUGCGUGGUCGGUCUCCGCGUGUACAGCAAGCACUCGGACCUGGGCCUCAAAGUCAUUGUGCCAUCGAAAGACGACAUCAACGAGAUGCCGACGCUCGACCGGGACGACGUCGCCAAGAGCGCAAUGGACGAAGUCCAAGCCGUGGCUGACAAAGUCGGGGAGAAGAAGGAAGGAGACGACGAGGAACACACCGGGGAUGAGGAAGCCACAACGACCGACCAAAGCUCUACGAAGCACAGCGUCAAAAGGCCCAAGGCCGUGGAAGAAAGUGACAAUGAUGACGACGAAGAUGACGAAGAUGAGGAGGAAGAGGAAGACGAUGAUGAUGACGACGUCGAGUAA